Molecule: messenger RNA, 2831 nt
Organism: Nasonia vitripennis (jewel wasp)
Lineage: Eukaryota; Metazoa; Arthropoda; Insecta; Hymenoptera; Pteromalidae
Product: heat shock protein 60A
Exons: 5
Coding region: 164-1882 (572 amino acids)
Biological process (GO): protein import into mitochondrial intermembrane space; mitochondrial unfolded protein response; apoptotic mitochondrial changes
Cellular component (GO): mitochondrial matrix; mitochondrial inner membrane
Molecular function (GO): ATP binding; ATP-dependent protein folding chaperone; protein-folding chaperone binding
Source: RefSeq, a predicted model, not a curated record
AUCGUCUCGCUCGCUCUCCUGCGUAUACUUCUCUCGCUGGUCGCCGUCGCCGCUUUUCGUCUCCUCUCAUUCCGCUCGCGCUCGACGUGCAACUCGCGCACACACACCGAGGAUUUUUCAGGCUACUCGGCUCAGGCAGUGUCUCGAAAGCUCGGCAAUCAAGAUGUUCAGACUACCAACAGUUCUCCGCAGCGCUGCUCUGCGUCAGAUGCAGCUUCAGUCACGCAGCUAUGCCAAAGACGUUCGCUUUGGAGCUGAAGUGCGGGCACUCAUGCUCCAAGGAGUAGAUGUAUUGGCUGAUGCGGUUGCUGUCACUAUGGGCCCCAAGGGACGCAAUGUCAUUUUGGAGCAGAGCUGGGGUAGCCCAAAGAUCACCAAGGAUGGUGUUACUGUAGCCAAGGGUGUGGAACUGAAGGACAAGUUCCAGAACAUUGGAGCAAAAUUGGUGCAAGAUGUUGCCAACAACACCAACGAAGAAGCUGGAGAUGGAACAACCACUGCCACUGUUCUGGCCAGAGCCAUCGCCAAGGAAGGCUUUGAAAAGAUCAGCAAGGGUGCCAAUCCUGUUGAGAUUAGGCGUGGUGUAAUGAUGGCUGUUGACAAAGUCAAGGAAGAGCUCAAGGCUUUGAGCAAACCUGUUACUACACCGGAAGAAAUUGCACAGGUCGCAACUAUUUCUGCUAAUGGCGACACUGCUAUUGGCAACCUUAUUUCUGAUGCAAUGAAGAAAGUUGGAAAGGAGGGAGUCAUCACUGUUAAAGAUGGCAAGACUUUGAUCGAUGAAUUGGAAGUUAUCGAGGGUAUGAAGUUUGACCGUGGAUACAUCUCGCCUUACUUCAUCAACUCUUCCAAGGGAGCUAAAGUAGAAUUCCAGGAUGCUCUGAUCUUGUUCAGUGAGAAAAAGAUUUCAUCUGUUCAGAGCAUCAUCCCUGCUUUGGAGCUCGCCAACUCCCAACGUAAACCACUUGUCAUUGUUGCCGAGGACAUUGAUGGUGAAGCUCUUUCAACCUUGGUUGUGAACCGUUUGAAGAUUGGAUUGCAAGUAGCCGCUGUGAAGGCACCAGGUUUUGGUGACAACAGGAAAGCUACCCUGCAAGAUAUGGCAAUCGCUACUGGCGGUAUUGUUUUCGGAGAUGACGCUAACUUGAUCAAAAUCGAAGACGUCCAGCCUAGUGAUUUGGGACAAGUUGGAGAAGUGCUUAUCACGAAAGACGACACAUUGCUUCUGAAAGGCAAAGGAAAGAAGACCGAUAUCGACAGAAGAGCCGACCAACUCAGAGAUCAGAUCGAAAAUACGACAUCAGAUUAUGAAAAGGAGAAAUUGCAAGAACGAUUGGCUAGGCUUGCAUCUGGGGUAGCAGUUCUCAGAGUAGGAGGAAGCAGCGAGGUCGAAGUGAACGAGAAGAAAGACCGAGUCCACGAUGCCCUCAAUGCUACUCGCGCUGCCGUUGAAGAGGGCAUUGUUCCCGGAGGUGGUACUGCUCUCUUGAGGUGUGCUCCAUCCCUGAAAUCUCUGCAUCCAGCAAAUGAAGAUCAGAAGACUGGUAUCAACAUCGUAGCUAAUGCUCUUCGCAUGCCAUGCCUGCAAAUUGCCCAGAACGCUGGGGUUGAUGGCAGUGUCGUUGUCGCCAAGGUCUCUGAAGGCAAACUUGGGUAUGACGCUAUGAACAACGAGUACGUAGAUAUGAUCGAGAAGGGUAUCAUCGACCCGACUAAAGUCGUCCGCACAGCUCUCACCGAUGCCGCUGGAGUCGCCUCGCUCUUGACGACCGCCGAAGCAGUGGUUACUGAGCUGCCAAAGGAGGACCCACCAAUGCCAGGUGGUGGUAUGGGUGGAAUGGGUGGCAUGGGAGGAAUGGGUGGCAUGGGCGGUAUGAUGUAAGCGAGCCGUGUUUCUAUAGUGUGCUCAAAGACUGACAUUUAACAAAAGUCGCCGUCGUCGCCAUUUCAACGCGAACAACACACACCGGAUAUAUCAGCCAGGGCCAAGCGAAUAUUUGGUUUACCAUGGACAUUAGCAUCCUCUAGAUUUUUAUAAUUGAGUAAAUCCCUUUCGAGUUUUUCCCUUGCACGAGUUUUUCCUUUGAAUCGAUUGGUUUUGUAAAUAAAAAACUCCUUUCUUCUUAUUGAAUAAAGCAGAGUAAUGCAAUGAAUAUGCAGGAAAUCUUUUGUAAUGCGGUUAUAAAAGUUACCAUAAGGUAUCUUAUUCUACUUGACUAAAGGAUGCUAAUGUUUGUGCCAGCAUCAAGUUAAAGAGUUAACAUUGUACAAGUUUAACGGCAGCAUUGUUAAUGCAAGUACGUAAAAAUGCUACUUUACCUUGUGUUCAAACAAUCUUUUUUUACAUCCUUUUGACACAAUGGUAGAUGCGUGAUUACUUUUAUUAAUUACGUAAAAACAAACAUAACGAACAAGUUGGCCAUAAUAUUAGCACAAAACGCAUUGCAUUUUGAAUCUGUCAUAUAAACUAAUGCGUACCAGUGUUCAAUGGUCUUCAAAAUACUACGGCUUGAAAAAAUUCAAAUUUAAAAUUUAUCAUUUCUGUCGAUAAGCUCUACAUAUUUUAUGAAUUGGUUACAGCCAAAUCGAGAUAGUUGAAUAAAGAUACAAAUAAAAAGUGACGUACUUUUUAUAAUAUUAAUUAAAAUUAUGAGUAUCUCACGCCGUGCAUUUGAAAAACGUUGCCUCAACCAGUGAACGAGUGAAUCAUCCUGUUAAGAAUGCAAGAGUGUAAAAAUGUUGAAGUGUGCUAGAGUUCUGUUACUUUUUGUAAACAAUAAUGUUUAUUUUCACUUUUAGUCUAAAUAAAAAUAUGUUUAAAUUAAACGAAA